ACCUUGAAGAUAACCAUGAGUACCCGCACCAUCAGCAUCAGUGGUGGCAGGAGUAGCCUGGGAGGUGGCAGCGUCAGACAGAGCUUCUCAAGCCACUCAGCCUUCGCUGUGCCCUCAGGCUCAAGGACCAGGGCUGUCAGUGUCCGUCGCUCUGGCUUCGGCCUUGGUGGUGCCGGCAGCGGUGGCUCUGCUGUCAACUACAGCAUGAGCAGCUACGGAGGAGGCUUGGGUCUCGGAGCAGGAGUUGGUGGAGGUGUCGGAGGAGGUCUUGGAGGUGGCUUUGGAGCUGGAGGCUUCGGAGCUGGAGGCUUCAGCGGUGCAGGUGGCGCUGGGUUUGGGGGUGCUGGUUUUGUGCCACCCCCCAUCACAGCUGUUACUGUCAACUCAAGCCUCCUUCAGCCUCUCAAUCUAGAGAUCGACCCCAACAUCCAAGUUGUCCGCACACAAGAGAAAGAGCAGAUUAAGUCUCUCAACAACCGCUUCGCUUCCUUCAUCGACAAGGUACGUUUCCUGGAGCAACAGAACAAGAUGCUCGAGACCAAAUGGAGCCUCCUUCAGGAACAGACCACCACCCGUUCCAACAUCGACGCCAUGUUCGAGGCCUACAUUGCCAACCUCCGCAGACAGCUGGACGGUCUUGGAAAUGAGAAGAUCAAGCUGGAGGGAGAGCUGAAGAACAUGCAGGGUCUGGUGGAGGACUUCAAGAACAAAUAUGAGGAUGAAAUCAACAAGCGCGCCUCUGUGGAGAACGAAUUCGUCCUGCUGAAGAAGGAAGUCGAUGGGGCCUACAUGGGCAAGAUUGAGCUUGAGGCUAAAGUUGACGCCCUUCAGGAUGAGAUCAACUUCCUCAGGGCCAUCUAUGAGGAGGAGCUGCGUGAACUUCAGGGACAAGUCAAGGACACAUCGGUCAUCGUGGAGAUGGACAACAGUCGCAACCUGGACAUGGAUGCCAUUGUGGCCGAGGUCCGCGCUCAGUACGAGGACAUCGCCAACCGCAGCCGUGCCGAGGCCGAGUCGUGGUACAAGCAGAAGUUUGAGGAGAUGCAGUCGUCUGCUGGCCAAUAUGGAGACGACCUCCGCAACACCAAGGCUGAGAUCGCAGAGCUCAACCGCAUGAUCAGCCGACUCCAGAAUGAAAUUGAGGCUGUUAAGGGACAGCGAGCCAACCUGGAGGCUCAGAUUGCAGAGGCAGAGGAACGAGGAGAGCUGGCAGUGAAGGAUGCCAAACUCCGCAUUAAGGAAUUGGAGGAGGCCCUGCAGAGAGCCAAGCAGGACAUGGCACGGCAAGUGCGCGAGUACCAGGAGCUCAUGAACGUCAAACUGGCCCUGGACAUUGAGAUCGCCACUUACAGGAAACUCCUGGAAGGAGAGGAGACCAGGAUCGCCUCUGGUGGCGGAAGCGCAACCAUCCAUAUUCAGGAGAGCUCCAGUGGUGGUGGUGGUUCUGGAUUCGGUGGUGGUUUCGGCUAUGGUGGCGGCGCUGGUGGAGCUGGCUUUGGCCUGGGUGGCGGCAUUGGUGGCGGCCUGGGUGGCGGCAUUGGUGGAGGCAUGGGCUUUGGCGGCGGCUCCAGUCUCAGCCUGGGUGGAGGGGGAGGUUCAAUGACCAUGUCCCGCUCCUCCACAGUACAGCAACGUCGCUUAUAAACACACAAUGUCCCUCCAAACCCCCCCACCCAACUCUCCACUCCAUCUUCUACUGAAUAACUUCCACUCAGAACCUGCCACUGAGUAUCUAAGAAUUUCUCAGCAUCCCUUCUCUUCUUCAUCUUCGCACCACACUGAAUGUAUUCCUAGAGUAUCUGCUGACAUGUAUCAAAUAUGUUUACAUGUGUUCAGCACAGAGCAAAGCUACUCAACGCACCACGAGCUCAGUGGAUGCUCUAGGUCUACAGCGUCCACUGCCACUGCCAAACCUGAAUAAAAGUUGACUCUGUACACUUAA
Pygocentrus nattereri (red-bellied piranha) is the source of this 1942-nucleotide messenger RNA. Its product is annotated as keratin, type II cytoskeletal 8-like. The transcript is spliced from 9 exons. Gene Ontology annotation, cellular component: keratin filament. Lineage: Eukaryota; Metazoa; Chordata; Actinopteri; Characiformes; Serrasalmidae. The record is from RefSeq and is a predicted model, not a curated record. Gene Ontology annotation, molecular function: structural constituent of skin epidermis. Bases 16 to 1644 code for a protein of 542 amino acids. Gene Ontology annotation, biological process: keratinization; intermediate filament organization.